CCCCUUAUUACGCAGACGUGCGUACAAAAACACACUGCGCGUGCUCCACUUGAAGUCUGGCAAGGAAUGUGAAAUGAGGUCACCUGUCACCUGCCCCGAAGGGUUUCCGAACGUCACGAAACCACCGUCGGGAUGAGUGACGUGUCGCACGUGAUUUCCAGGAAUCUGAACGUGCCCCGAUCACAGAGGAGCGUUUGUGCUCAACAGGCUCUUGUGUAGGACACAGCGGGACCAGAAACGUCAACAACAACAACAGCCACAACAACUGGGGUUGGGCGAGUGAAUGAAACGUCGCGAGUUCGGCUAUCUUGGGGUUGCAAGUGUGAACUGGGCAAGAGCUGGACUGGGUAGGAGUCGUGGGGAGUUGGUGGUGAGGAGAGACGGGGCAGCAUCAUGCACCAGUGGAGGAGCAUUCUGGUGCUGGGUGGAAUGAUCCUCGUGUUGGUGAACACCAGGUAUGGAUGGAUUCGGGACACAAAGUGGCAAUACUCACAAACUCAUCGCGGAAACAACAGCGGCAAAGCCUUCCUGAAAGCACCGGCACUGUCGCAGCUGGCAGAGUGGAGACGUCUCGCGACGUCGCCCGCGGUGACUCCAUUCUGCGUGGAUGUUCUCUGCAGGUGUGUUAUGCACUGCAGGAGCUGUCAGCCGGUGACUCCAUUCUGCGUGGAUGUUCUCUGCAGGUGUGUUAUGCACUGGAGGAGCUGUCAGCCGGUGACUCCAUUCUGCGUGGAUGUUCUCUGCAGGUGUGUUAUGCACUGCAGGAGCUGUCAGCCGGUGACUCCAUUCUGCGUGGAUGUUCUCUGCAGGUGUGUUAUGCACUGCAGGAGCUGUCAGCCGGUGACUCCAUUCUGCGUGGAUGUUCUCUGCAGGUGUGUUAUGCACUGGAGGAGCUGUCAGCCGGUGACUCCAUUCUGCGUGGAUGUUCUCUGCAGGUGUGUUAUGCACUGCAGGAGCUGUCAGCCGGUGACUCCAUUCUGCGUGGAUGUUCUCUGCAGGUGUGUUAUGCACUGCAGGAGCUGUCAGCCGGUGACUCCAUUCUGCGUGGAUGUUCCCUGCAGGUGUGUUAUGCACUGCAGGAGCUGUCAGCCGGUGACUCCAUUCUGCGUGGAUGUUCUCUGCAGGUGUGUUAUGCACUGCAGGAGCUGUCAGCCGGUGACUCCAUUCUGCGUGGAUGUUCUCUGCAGGUGUGUUAUGCACUGCAGGAGCUGUCAGCCGGUGACUCCAUUCUGCGUGGAUGUUCUCUGCAGGUGUGUUAUGCACUGCAGGAGCUGUCAGCCGCCACAGAGUGUGGAAAUGGAUUCUACAAAUCGCCACAAGGAGUCUGCUGUGAGCUGUGUCGUGCAGGGAUGCACAAAGUGGCGGACUGCAUCGGUGAUGGAAUGGGCGCCUUGUGUGAGCCGUGCCCUAGAGGCAGAUUCAUGGACAGGGACAGCCAGGAGGAGGUGUGCUCGCAAUGCAGCAGCUGUGGACCAGGCGAGGAGGUGGCUGUGAACUGCUCCGUGGCCCAGGACACGGUGUGUCGGUGCACGGAGGGGCUCCAGAGAGACGACGAUUUGGGAUUUUGCCUGCCAGAGGAUCCACGCUCAGACGCCACGUCAGUCGUGUUGGCGGCAGUCCUCAUCGUCGUCCUGACUGCACUCGUGUUGCUCAUAGUUUACUUCAACAUGAAGCAGAAGGGGUUGACUUUAAAAACGAUGGUGAAGCGAUCAGACACUACUCAUACAAAUAACGAGCAUGAUGAAAAUCUACCGCUUGUUAUCGUGCAAAAUGAACACAAGGUGCCAUAUGGAGUUCAGAGGAGCAAUGAGAGCAGCGAGACAAUGCAGCAGAUCCGAGAGAACAAAGAGAAUCUCAAGGCCUGGAUCGGAGCGGAUCCCUCGGCUUUCCUGGAGCAUCUCAACGGCUUCAAAUUGAUUCCACGACACGUGCACCAAGCGGCCGUCGACAAGGGCGGAGAGGAGAGUGUGGAGCUCGUUCUGGACCACUUCAUCAGCCAGGGAGAGGCGUGCUGUGAGAAGCUGUGGGAUGCCCUCUACUCUGUGAGGAAGCAAUACGUGCAGCUGUGGAAGUGGAUUCAGACACACGGUGAGGCGUUGAGGGCCAUUCGAGAUAAGGAGUCGGAUCUGAAGCUCUGGAUCGCCAGAGACCCCAAGCAUCUUCUGCUGCAGCUGAUGAGCCGGGGACGGAUCCCGAACGAGCUCUUCACUGAAGCCAAGGGCAUCCGGGAUGGCGUGGAGUGUGCGGAGCUUCUGCUCAACUUCUUCAAAGAGAGAGGGAAUGACGACUGCCUCAAGCUGCUCUUUGCUCUGCAGGCCGUGCAGAACGAGUAUCCUGGACUCAAGGAGUGGCUGGGAGGCCUUGACUUCCUCCGGAGACUCUCCAACAAGUCCCCCCUGGUUCUGAACAAGUACAGCGACUUUGUCCUCCGAGACAAAAUCCGCUUCAAGACGAGAGAGCUGCUCAGGGCACUGCACGACGACCUGACGCCUCUGCUCUCCCAACUGCAGAUCAGGAACAUCCUCACCGACAACAGCGUGCGGGCCGUGAAGGAGAUGCAAGCUCGGCAAGGCAGCGAGAAGGCGACACAGCACAUGGUGGAGCUGGUGAUGGCGAGGGGGCGACCCAGGGUCAAGCAGUUCUGGGAGGCGCUGUGGGACCUCAGGGAAAGUUACCCAGACCUGGAGAACGUCUUUGAGAAGUUCUAAUGGGUGGAACCGGAGAGAGAGAGGGGAAGACCUAACGGAGAAUGGCUUGACGAUGACCUCAUAACGAGAUUGGUGCCAGAAAGAUGAUGCGGCCACUACUUUAGCAUAUUGGCACGACAAGACAGAGAGAGAGGAAAGUGGAAACAAACCACCACCUACGACUAUGGGGAUAUCUGCCAUAUGGAUCGUGAUGAUGAUGAAUGGUGCGUGGGGGGUAGUUGUGGUCCAGUGGUUAUUGCACUGCACAAAUCACGGUGGCUAGGAUAUGUUAAUUACCCUGCCCCGUAUACAGGACGGGAGGUCGUGGGUUCGAUCGCGACCCAGACGCCUGCUGUUUAUUUUGAGUUUGCAACAUCUCUCUCCCCGUGGUCACGUGGAUUUUCAUCCAAGUCGUCCUCUUUUCCCUUCCGCAUGAAGAAUCAACGUGACGCGUUUAGAAUAUUUUGCUGCCAUAAAAUUCCACGUGAUGAUGUUGACAGGAAUUCGUUGAGCUAUCGUUUCGGAUAGCCAUGUCGCUUCUGAAUAAGAGCUACUGUAUAGCUCAUUGGGCCUGUACUGGAAAGAUAACUCAAAUAUAUAUUUUUUUAUCAUUUAUGAACCCAACUGCUCUGUCUGCUUCUUCCCUGGCACCGCUCCGCUUUGUAAUUCCCUCCCGUCGUGUCAAGUUUUUGUAACAACCCUUGCCCAAUUCAAGAAAGGUAUUGUCCAUUGACAGCCACGCAGAGGAAUGUGCAUGAAUGCCGUGGGGGGGGGGGGGGGGUGUUUAGUCAACGAGACCAAAUUAAUCGGUCCUAUUCAUUAAGAUUACAAACAUUCAUCAAUGGUUAAUUUAAGUUACGGUCGGCUUAUUUUAACUUUGUUUUAUUCAUUUAUAAAUAGCAUGACGAUACAUAUCAUAAUUAUUUAAUCACGGGCCAAGCAAGGUGUAUUCACUUGCAUUAGAUCGCUGCCACUUCCAGAGCAGAUCACUUUGCCAGGCUCCCUCACUACCAGGCCGGGGAUGCCUGAUAUGGCCAUGGUCGCCAUUUAACAAAAAAAUGGCCGCGAGUUAUCAACUCCGAAAAACAUUCGUAGAAGAUUACAAUUCUUAAUUCUAUAUUUGAAGCUUUCGUGACUGCUAGGAUCCAUAUUCUUUGGUUCUAU
Petromyzon marinus (sea lamprey) is the source of this 3851-nucleotide messenger RNA. The record is from RefSeq and is a predicted model, not a curated record. Lineage: Eukaryota; Metazoa; Chordata; Hyperoartia; Petromyzontiformes; Petromyzontidae.